Molecule: messenger RNA, 906 nt
Organism: Durusdinium trenchii
Lineage: Eukaryota; Dinophyceae; Suessiales; Symbiodiniaceae
Source: the annotation of a GenBank genome assembly
GCGCUGCCAAGGCCGUCGGCGAAGUGCUCCCGAGCACCAAGGGCAAGUUGACUGGUAUGGCUUUCCGUGUGCCAACCCCUGACGUCUCUGUCGUGGAUCUCACCUUCACUUCCGAGAAGGACACUUCCAUCGAGGAGAUUGAUGCUUUGAUGAAGAAGGCGUCAGAGACCUACAUGAAGGGAGUUCUGUCCUUCACUGAUGAGGAGUUGGUGUCCAGCGACUUCAUCCACAAUGUGAACUCUUCGAUCUAUGACUCCAAGGCCACCUUGCAGAACAACCUCAAGGGAGAGAAGCGCUUCUUCAAGAUUGUGUCUUGGUACGACAACGAGUGGGGCUACAGCAACCGUGUGGUUGACUUGCUGAUGUAUAUGAUUGCAACCAAGAUCGGCAUCAACGGUUUUGGCCGCAUUGGUCGCAUGGUCUUCCAGGCCAUCUGUGACCAGGGUCUCCUCGGGACUAAGCUGGAUGUGGUUGGUGUGGUGGAUAUGUCUACCGAUGCAGAGUACUUUGCGUAUCAGAUGAAGUACGACACCGUGCACGGCAAGUUCAAGCACGAAGUGAAGAUUGGUGAGAAGGACGAGCUGAUCGUGAACGGCAACAAGAUCAAGUGCAUCCAAGCAAGCCGAGAGGGUCCCAAGGCCUUGCCAUGGAAGGAAAUGGGAGUGGAGUAUGUGAUUGAGUCCACUGGGCUUUUCGUCGAGGCGGAGAAGGCCGCUGGACACAUUGAGGCAGGUGCCAAGAAGGUGAUCAUCUCCGCCCCUGGCAAGGGUGAUUUGAAGACCCUGGUUUGCGGUGUGAACCACACUGAGUAUGACAAGGCCAACCACAACGUGGUGUCCAAUGCCUCCUGCACUACCAACUGCUUGGCUCCUGUCGUGCACGUGCUCUUGAAGGUUGGCUCGGACG